Molecule: messenger RNA, 1497 nt
Organism: Coregonus sp. 'balchen'
Lineage: Eukaryota; Metazoa; Chordata; Actinopteri; Salmoniformes; Salmonidae
Source: the annotation of a GenBank genome assembly
CCGCAGCCUUACCGCUCCCUGAAGGAGGCAGAGUUUGCAGAGGAGCCCGUCAGCGGCCCCUCCUACACGGCCCCACCCAGCCCGGUGAUGGAGAUGUUUGCGGACAUCAACCUGCUGGGGGACAUGUUCAGCUGCUUGGAUGAGCCCGAAGGCCAGCAGCUCAGCCUGGCCAGGAGCCUGGAGGACCUCCGCACACCCAAAGACCCCCAGGAGCAGCAUAAAUUCAACUACCAGGUACCAGAGGGCACGUGGCCCGUGGUGGCUACAGACCUGGAUCAAAUAUCUAUUUCAGGGGUCUGAAACUCCCAGUCCGCGGGCCAACAUUUUUUAAAAGACUUCUGUGGUCCAAUAUCUAUACUUGUGAUGUUACACAGCUCUUGAUAAUACUGGUUAUUAGCUGUUUUGUUUUCUUGUGUCUUCCCUCUCUAGCGGAUGGACCUGAGCGGCAGUGAGCGUACGUGCACCCUUCCAGGCCUCAAGCACUCCAACCCUUACAACAAGAUGUGGCGCAUGCAUGGGCAGGAUGACAUGGCCUUGGCCGGCCGGUUGUCUCCGAACUGGGACCGACCCCUGUCCGUGCCCCCCCCUGAGCUUGAGGAGCCACGGCUGGAUCUCUCCACCACCCCUAGCCAAGGGGGGUGCAUCACCAUCCCCCGCCCCCAGGGAAGGAAAACCCCAGAGCCAGGGAAGGUCUUGGGUGCGCCACCGAUGCCCGAGCCACAAACCAAGCCAGGAGCGGCCGGGGAGGGUGGGACCACCACGGCAGGGGGGCAGGAGUUCCGGCAGGCCCUUGGGAUGGGGGGUGACCUGAUGCUGCAGCCCACCAAGAUAGACUUCAGUGAAGGGGAGGACGUGGAUCUGCUCAGCCUCCUGGACCCCCUGAACAACCCAGCCCAAACCACCACCACCCCUCCCUCAGCAGGGGAAGGAGCAGACUCCCCGACCGGUGCUGCCCCUCCAUCCUUCAGGACCGUUUUCCCGCCACUGCCCUAUCCCCAGAGCCUGCCCCCCUUCCACCAACACAUGCCGCUCAACCCCUUCACCGCACCCCUCGGCUACCCUACCCACAGACACUACUCGCCCACAGUGGCGGGGAACCCCUUCAGUGGAGGUGCAUACAGGCCUCCUGCCUCUGCCUAUUUCCAUGCCACCCCCCAUGGUCACCCUCCUCACCCUCUCUCCACAAUUACGGGGCUCUACAGACUGUCCUCUCCUGGAGGGUCCAGCCUCCCCCCUGGCAUAGGCUCUAUGCGGCCUGCCUUCCCCAAUCAUGGCGGUCCUCCCCCCACCUCCUCAGGCAGCCACCACGCUCUCUCCAGCCUUUUGAACUUCCCCUCAGCUCCCGCCCCUAGGGUACUGCCUAAGCCUCCCAACAGUACAGAGGAAUCCGAGACUCAGGACCCCUUUGAGGACCUACUGGCCAUGGCCAAGCCGGCCGUCGCACCCCCUAAAAAGAAGGUGGAAGUCCUUCGGGGUAAGUGGGAGACUUUUGACUAA